GAAAUUUAUUCUUUUAUAAAAGCACAUGCUUCUUCCUACGAGGUGGAUAUGUUUCCUACUAGUGAAACAGAGCUUCUGUUUCAAAUAGGGCCUGCUUAGGGACUGAGUCCCCAGUUAAAUUUCCUCAGGUCUUACUUAGGGCCUUUCAUUUACACAGGAGAAUGAUACUAUCACUCCAGUAUUUACUAAUUCAUUCCAGUAUUUACUAAUUCAGUCCAAUUCGUCCAUGCUGAUUGUGUGCUCUCAUUUUGCUAUGAUAGACAGGGAGCCAACAUGUGCCUCUGAGAAUUUCUACUGUCACUGGAGGAAUAAUUCAUUUACCAGCAUUUACUGUGUCUGUAAUGUUCUCAGGACUAUGGCUAACCUGUCAACAGAGAAAAAUAAGACCAGAAGAGGUCACAAUCUAGUUGUGGUGAGAUACGUUCAGUUAGGUGAGAGAGGUGCUCUUAAAGCUACGUAAUUGGAUGAAGUCACCAUGAAUACGUCCAGGUAGAGAGGAGAAGGGGCUUGAGGACCAUCAAGCCCUGGGGUUGAUUAUGGAAGAACAUAAAACCUGUCUAGGCUUUGAGUCUCCCUUCCUUUUUCUCCAGGGAACAUUGAUGGAGAUGGCAAUUGCCUGAUGCCAGGAUGUUCCUCUUGAAAAUGAAGAUCUGUUCAUUGUAUUGGCUUUAAUUUUUCUAGGAUAAAAGGCUUAGGACUUCAAAAUUAUAUAUAUAAGCUUGAGCUUGGGUUUUAGGCAAAAGACUGGCAACCCUUUUGGUGCACAGUGGGGGAGAGAGAGAGAGAGAGAGAGAGAGUGUGUGUGUGUGUUUGCAUUUUAGUUUUAUUUGAAAAUUUACUGGUUUGAUAAAGUGGACAUGAACAAUUUUGUUGCUUCUCAAGUUAUACCUGACAGUAUUUGGUAUCCCUGAAGAGCAGAGUCUUGACCCCUUAUUUAUGGAAGUAUUUGUCAUCCCUUGCCUGUUCUUCUUACAUCUGGCAUCUUUCUCUGAGAGCAGGGCACCAGCUAUGCAGACCUGGUCUGAUCUUUCAGGUGGAACAAAGAGGAAAGCUGAAGAAAAUGGAAGAGUUUUCCAAGUGAGGGAAAAGGCACAUGUGAUUCUUUAUGAGAAAGAGCUGUAAUCCAUGAGAGCUGCAGUCCAUUUGGAAAUGUUAAACAGGAGGCUUUUGAAGAAUUUUUUUCCUAAGGAUGCUGAGAUUGGGAGAUUUGUCUUAAUGCCAAAUGGUCAGCACCUCAGUGGAAUAUUUUGGAUGGGAAAAAAUCCAGUGUGGUGGAAAUGGAGAGAAACUACAUUGGAGAGAAAUCAAUUUUAACCAUUGUGAAGAAGCCUUGAGUGAACACUCAUGCCUUAAGGCUCAAAGGAAAACUUACAUUAGAAAGAAAACUUGUCUGCAUGCUCCAGUCCAGGAGCCUGGCCAGGAGGGAGACACAAGAGGAAGAAUGGCUGCAGGAUUGCUGACAACCUGGUCACAGGACUCGGUGACCUUCGAGGAAGUGGCAGUGGACUUUUCACAGGAGGAGUGGGCACUGCUGGACCCUGCUCAGAAAAUCCUGUACAGAGACGUGAUGCUGGAGAACUUUAGGAACCUAGCCUCAGUGGGGUAUCAUCUCUGCAAACACAGUCUGUUCACUGAGGUGGAGCAGGAAGAGCUGAGGCCAGAGCAGAGACGAAUUCUCCAAGGUGCUUAUAGAGACCAGGAUACUCAACUUAAAUCAAAAGACGCAAUUCUUACACAGAAUGUUCCUGGGGAAAAAACUUCCAAUGGCAUAAAAACGGCAGCAACUCACCCUGGUGAGAAACCAAUGGAAUUUAAUCAUUGUGGAAAAUUCUUUAGAAAGAACUGUCACCUUAUUUGUCCAAGAUAUUGCAAGAGAGAGAAAUGCAACAAAUAUAAAGAAUAUGGGCAAGACUCUGGCCAUCCCUCAACCCUUAGGAGUCAUGUGAGUACUCACACUGGAAAGAAAAUUAUUGAAUUUAAUGGUUGUGGAAAAUUUUUCAAUCAAGAGUCAUCCCUUAGGAAACACUUAACUCUCACAGGAGAGAAAUCUUCUGAGUGUAAUCAACAUCUUAUGUCCUUCAACUUACACUCUUCCUUUUCAGUACAUGAACAAAUACCUACUGGAGAGAAACUCUGUGAAUGCAGUGACUAUGGAAAAAGAUCUUCCCUUAGUUUCCACAAAAAAAUGUGUACUGUGGAGGAAAGCUCAAAAUGUAAUGAACAUGAGAAAGUUUUCACUGGCCCCUUGUCCCUUCAGAUAUGUGUGAGACCUCACACUGGAGAGAAACGUUAUGAAUGUAGCAAUUGUGGGAAAGCCUUUGUUUUUCAGUCCUCCCUUAAGAAACAUGUGAGAUCACACACUGGAGAGAAACCUUACGAGUGUAAUCAUUGUGGAAAAUCCUUCAGCCAGAGCUCUCAUCUUAAUGUGCACAAAAGAACUCACACUGGAGAGAAACCCUAUGACUGUAAGGAAUGUGGCAAGGCUUUCACUGUUCCUUCAUCCCUUCAGAAACAUAUGAGAACACACACUGGAGAGAAACCCUAUGAAUGCAGUGACUGUGGGAAAUCCUUUAUUGAUCAGUCAUCCCUUAAGAAACAUACACGAUCUCACACUGGAGAGAAACCUUAUGAGUGUAAUCAAUGUGGAAAAUCCUUCAGUACAGGCUCUUAUCUUAUUGUGCACAAGAGAACUCACACUGGAGAGAAAACCUAUGAGUGUAAAGAAUGUGGGAAGGCCUUUAGGAAUUCCUCUUGCCUAAGGGUACAUAUGAGAACUCACACAGGAGAGAAGCCCUAUAAAUGUAUUCAGUGUGGAAAAGCAUUCAGCACCAGCACUAACCUUAUAAUGCACAAACGAAUACAUCCUGGACAGAAACUAUAUGAAUGAAAUGACUACAGGCUAGCCUUAGGUCCUUCACAUCUCACUCAUUUUAGAACUCACUCUGGAGAGAAACCCUAUUGUGACCAAUUUAGAAAGCCUUCAGGCACAACUCUUAAGUCACGUUAUACUGGGACCAACCUUAUAAAUGUUAUGGUUCUGUGAUUGUAUUUAUCAGUGAGUGUUUAAUCUUUAAAGUGUGACAACUCAUUAAUUGAUGAGUAUUAAAGAUUAUACAGCACUCUAAAUUCCCCUUGAUCUACAUCACAAAAGUUUUGAUACAUAAUGUUUUUAUUGUAAUUAAGUACUAAAUAUUGUCCAUUUCUCAUCAAGAUGUCUUGGACCAAACUAUAGGUUAUUUAGAAAUAUAUAUUUUAAUGUGCAGACUCUGUGCAUAUUUUAGUUAUCUUUUAGUUAUAGAUUUCUAAAUUAAUUACAUUAUGCACAGAAUGCAUGGUCUUCGUGACACAGAUUCUAUAAGACAUAGAUUCAAACAGAAAAUUAUUAGAGACUUGCUACAUGGCCUAAUGUGUGAGACAAAAGAAGUUGCUGUCCCAAUAUCCAUUCCUCCCCUCCUUCUUUCAAGUAACAAUACAACUGUGUUCAAAUUAGCAGUGUGUACAGUUCUUAAGGAUUCAUCUCCCAGCUUUCCUUGUAGCUGGGAGUGCCCAUGAGCCCACAGUCCUGGCCAAUGAGAAAGGAGGCAGAGGUCACUGCUUGUGGGUUCUAAAGAAUUCCAUGGAAAUGGGAGCAUCGCAUCUGGCGUUUUCACUUUACCAUUUGCCCUUUGUCUUAUCUCUUCUUUUUUCCUAGAGAAUAGACCAAUAGGAUGACAGUUAUACACUACUGAUUAUAUAAUAAGGACAUAUUAUUUAGCUAUGUAUAAGCAACUAUGGGUUGCUUAUUUCUGGACUUCUUGUAACAUGAAAAAAAUAAACUAACUGGUUUAACACUCUU
Molecule: messenger RNA, 3835 nt
Organism: Orcinus orca (killer whale)
Lineage: Eukaryota; Metazoa; Chordata; Mammalia; Artiodactyla; Delphinidae
Product: zinc finger protein 177-like
Exons: 8
Coding region: 1223-2887 (554 amino acids)
Biological process (GO): regulation of cytokine production; regulation of immune system process; negative regulation of transcription by RNA polymerase II
Molecular function (GO): DNA-binding transcription repressor activity, RNA polymerase II-specific
Source: RefSeq, a predicted model, not a curated record